CUUUCUCAAACGUCAUAAUCAAAAGUGAUCGUAAAAGAGCUGUCUUCUUCUUGAAAAUGCUAAGAUGAGUGGCAAGUGAAGUGUUUCAGCUAUAUAAAGCACUAAUUUGGGUGCCUGGAGAGGAAACAGGAGGCUUUGCGAGGCGCGAAGAACAAGUCGCCCGCCCCAUUUUAAAGCGCUUUCGGUGUCAGUGUCCGUGUCCCACCACCAGGGCGCCAUAUUGGACGGGACACAUUGUGAAGCCGAGCCGAUUUAAUCAAGUAGUAACAAGAAAUAAUUUCUGAAGACAGUAGGUAGUAGGCGUACACGCUGUCGUUUGAGAACAUCGGCCGAAGCUGUGUCCGUCGGUGCAUCUAAUUGUUGUUUUAAUCCCGUUUUGGGCUACAACUGUAGUAACUAGUGGCUUCUGUCAGCGUCACGGAGAGCACCGCGAACACUUAGCCGAGGCCCAGAGUCGAAACAUAUUCCUGUACUAUCUAUCCACAGGAGGGGAGCACCACAGAAAGGGGGAGGAAAGGGGAGACGCCCUCGUGCUGGAACCGGCUCCGUUUCCUCUUUCAAAAUGGCGAAUGUUGGCUGACAGAACCGGGCGAAUCGAAUGGGGAAGUGGUGACUGACUGACUCGUCGCGUCGGAUGGCGGAAAGUAUAACCCAUCGACAGUUGAAGUGAGCGUGGACUUGGUUUGAGAGAACGCUGGACACAGUGACAGUUGGCAACUUUGCUGUAACGUUGCGGCAACGUUGCGGUAACGCAGCGCGAGCACUGGGCGGAGGACACGGCGGGAGCGCCAUGGCUGUGAUCGCAGUCCCUGUUGCUCGGGUUGUGCAGAAAAGCUGAUAUAUGCUUUGAAGACCCCUUCCUCUGAGUUCUUUCCACCGGUGCAGAAUCCAGCUCAUCAACCUCAGUUGAGUGCCCUGUGCAACACAGACCGCGCCAUGACGUCGCGUGUGCUGCUGCGACAGCAGCUGAUGCGGGAGCAGGCACGUGAGCAAGAAAGGCGUGAGGCGCAGCAGCAGGCCUCCGCUCAGCAGCUCCGUGCUGCCGCGACCUCACCGGCCAUCUCCGUCUCUUUGCCGACACCGGGCCCCCGUCUGCCCCCUGCACAGGUGCCUGUGGAGGUGCUUAAGGUGCAGACCCACCUUGAGAACCCAACAAAGUAUCACAUCCAGCAAGCGCAGAGACAGCAGGUGAAGCAAUACCUCUCUACUACCUUAGGACCGAAGGAGGCCAGUCAUACUUUGGGGGCAUCGCUUGUGCCACAGGCCAACUCUGCCCCUGAGCUUUCUCCUGGAGUCAGCAGUGCUCCUAAUAGCCCCAUGGCUUUGCUCAACUUGGGAUCCAGCAAGGAGGAGAUUGAAGAUGUUAUUGAUGACAUCAUCAGCCUUGAAUCCAGUUUCAAUGAUGACAUCAUGACAUUGAUAGACUCUGGACUACAGCUGCCCAAUACGCUACCCGUGUCGGGGAACAUCCUUGAUGUGUACAGCGGGGCAGGGGGGGGCAACCCAGCCAUCACUGUCAGCAAUUCCUGUCCUGCUGACCUGCCCAACAUCAAGACAGAGCUGACAGAUGCAGAAGCAAAAGCCCUGCUGAAGGAGAGGCAAAAGAAGGACAACCACAACCUCAUCGAGAGAAGGAGGAGGUUCAACAUCAAUGACCGCAUAAAGGAGUUGGGAGAUCUCAUUCCCAAGUCCAGUGACCCUGAGAUGCGCUGGAACAAGGGCACUAUCUUGAAGGCCUCCGUGGACUAUAUCCGGAAGCUACAGAAAGAGCAGCAGCGUGCUAGGGAGGUGGAGGUACGGCAAAAGAAGCUUGAGCUUGCCAACCGUAGCCUGCUACUGCGCAUCCAGGAACUGGAGAUGCAGGCUCGGCUACAUGGCCUCUCAACCCCUCCUGCCCCCACCGGACUUUGCUCUGACCUGUCGGUCCUGCAGCAGCAGCAGCAGCAGCAGCAGCAGCAGCAGACAGGACCACCUCUAUCCCACACUGUCCUCAGCCUGGAUAGAAUGGGAAGAGAGGGUGGGGCUUCUGCACGGCCUACUGCUGCCUCUGGGCUCACCUUUCUGUCACCACCAGCACUGCCGGUGGGUGUGACCAUGAGCAGCCCUCUUGACCUAGGCACCUUGAACUUUGUGGAUCUUGACACCACUGUGGGUCUGGGGGACAUGCUCAUGGAUGAAGGAUGUGCUCUGUCCCCCGUCGGGGCCGCUGACCCCCUGUUCUCAGGCGUCUCCCCUGGGGCCUCUAAGACCAGCAGCCGGAGAAGCAGCUUCAGCAUGGAGGAAGACUUCUGAGUUGGUCCACACAGGAAAAUGGUCAGAGCUGUCAGGCCUGAGGUACUGUGGGAGAUGGCUAAAUGCUCCCUGUCACAAGAUAGCAGCCUUGUCUCUUGUCAUGUUGUUUUUGAAGGAUGAAAAUAUUCAAAAUCUGAAUUGAAAUACUCCACUCAUACACUACCCAGAGUUCUCGUUAAAGCUUGUACUGCUUCAGAGCAGCAGAAAAGAUGUAGUUUUAAACCGCUCCCCAGUUCAGCUGCACUUUGUGAGCUACAAAUGGUGUUCCCUUCUGAGAUCCUCUGACGAGCUGUGUAUCCUGUGUGUGAAAUUCAGAAAGGUGUAGACUGAAAUUGGUGUGGAAAGCUUCUGCUGCAGAUGUAAUGUUCUACUGCAUACAGGAAGGAACAGAAACAAGAAAUGGUAAACUGUGGAUACUUACUGUAUAUUGUAGUUUUCUUUUUUGGUAUCUGUUAUACAAUUGGGGUUUGUAAAAAUAAGGGGUUGUGAAGAACUCUGAGGAAGGGAGAUAGACCUCAGGUAUAAUUUUCCUUUUGUUUCGGUAGAACUUAAACUGUCAGACGAGCUCAGGAAUCCAGUGCUUUAUUUCAGAAAUGGCAAAUUAGGGAAUGUAUUUGUGUGUGUGUGUGUG
This is a messenger RNA of Scleropages formosus (Asian bonytongue), 2923 nucleotides long. RefSeq names its product transcription factor binding to IGHM enhancer 3b (gene tfe3b). The record is from RefSeq and is a predicted model, not a curated record. Bases 937 to 2292 code for a protein of 451 amino acids. NCBI's taxonomy places the organism in Eukaryota, Metazoa, Chordata, Actinopteri, Osteoglossiformes, Osteoglossidae. The transcript has 10 exons. Gene Ontology annotation, molecular function: RNA polymerase II cis-regulatory region sequence-specific DNA binding; DNA-binding transcription factor activity, RNA polymerase II-specific; protein dimerization activity. Gene Ontology annotation, cellular component: nucleus. Gene Ontology annotation, biological process: regulation of transcription by RNA polymerase II.